AUGCAUCCUAUUGAUUUCUGUACUACGGGCAUGUUCAUCAUUGAUGACAUUUACCCUUCGCCCUCUGCCCCUGACCAGACUCCCUUCCUGAACAUUCCUGGUGGUGCUGGGACCUAUAGUGCUUUGGGUGCUCGUGUGCUCUCUCCAUCACCUCAAUCAAAGCGUGUUGGCUGGCUUGUAGAUGCUGGUCAUGACUUUCCUUCGCUGUUACGUGAAAUCAUAGACUCUUGGGACACUGCCAUCCUUCUGAGAUCGCGCGACGGCUUGACCACCAAAGGCUGGAAUGGCUACGGUGCCAAUGAGCAUCGCGCAUUCAAGUACCUGACGCCCAAGCUUCGUAUCACGGCAGAGGACUUGUCGCCCGAGUUGCUGACUGCGAAAUCAUUCCAUUUGAUCUGUGCUCCGGCGCGUUGCAUUGAACUGGUUGAAGGGAUCAAAACUCGAAGGGCUGAGCUUGGACAAUCACUCGAAGAGCCUCUUUUCAUUUGGGAACCUGUACCCGAUCUCUGCGUGCCUGCCGAGUUGGACAACACCAUCAAAGCGCUCGAGCAUGUCGAUAUCAUCAGUCCCAACCACGCAGAGCUAUCCAAUAUCUUCUCAGUUGUUGGCAACACAGAAUCUGGGGACGUAGAUGGUCAAGUCAUCGAGGACUGCAGCUCAAAGUUGCUCUCUGGCCUUUCUGCAUCUCGAGCAUCCAAGGUAUCAGUAGUGGUCAGAUCGGGCAAGGAUGGGUGUUAUGUCGCUUCAGCGUCCAAGAAAGCAUGGCUUCCGGCAUUCCACGCACCGACCCCAGACAAGGUGGUUGACCCAACAGGCGGAGGUAAUGGUUUCCUUGGAGGAUUGGCAAUAGGCCUCGUCAGAACGGGAGAUGUAGUCGAAGCAUCCAAAUGGGGCAACGUAGCAGCAAGCUUCAUGAUCGAACAAGUAGGAGUUCCAGUGUUACAAACAGAAGGAGGAAAAGAGAGGUGGAACGGAGUGGUGGUAGAAGAAAGAAUGAAGGAGUACUCGAUGCGAUGCGAGACUGAGGGAAGCAGAUAG
Molecule: messenger RNA, 1038 nt
Organism: Aureobasidium pullulans EXF-150
Lineage: Eukaryota; Fungi; Ascomycota; Dothideomycetes; Dothideales; Saccotheciaceae
Product: Ribokinase-like protein
Exons: 3
Coding region: 1-1038 (345 amino acids)
Source: RefSeq, a predicted model, not a curated record